Messenger RNA from Melanaphis sacchari, 1694 nucleotides. Its product is annotated as glutaryl-CoA dehydrogenase, mitochondrial. The record is from RefSeq and is a predicted model, not a curated record. Gene Ontology annotation, biological process: fatty-acyl-CoA biosynthetic process; fatty acid beta-oxidation using acyl-CoA dehydrogenase. The transcript has 4 exons. Bases 175 to 1422 code for a protein of 415 amino acids. Gene Ontology annotation, molecular function: fatty-acyl-CoA binding; glutaryl-CoA dehydrogenase activity; flavin adenine dinucleotide binding. Gene Ontology annotation, cellular component: mitochondrial inner membrane. Lineage: Eukaryota; Metazoa; Arthropoda; Insecta; Hemiptera; Aphididae.
UCGGUUUUUAUUUUUCGUCUAAUAGCAUAAUGUAAGUUGUCUGCGCAGUUAUGUUUUUUUUUUAUUUGCUACGAUUGUCAAUCACCAUCAUCUGACUAGUAAUUGUAGAUAACUAUCCUGAAUAUUUUAUACAAUAUUUAUUAACCACCUGCAAAAUUGUUCCGGUAUUCCGUCAUGAUGCAGAAAUCAGCAUUGAUGGUCUUGAGACAUUAUUUGCGACGUAGUUGUGUGCGUUACGCAUCGAAUACUCCGUAUUUUGAUUGGGAAGAUGCGCUAAAUCUCGAUCAUAAUUUAACGGCUGAAGAACGACAAUUGAAGGCCUCGUUCAGAGACUUCUGUCAGAAAGCACUCAUGCCUAGAAUAUUGAAAUCAAAUCGUGAUGGCGUGUACGAAAAAGAAGUUCUCAAAGACAUGGCAUCAAUGGGCGCAUUGGGAUGUACAAUCGGGGCUUACGGUUGUACCAAAGUGUCACAGGUCGGAUACGGUCUAAUCGCUAGAGAAGUGGAAAGAGUCGACAGUGCUUAUAGAUCUGCUCUGAGCGUCCAGUCAUCGCUCGUCAUGCAUGCGAUAAACGCAUACGGAACCGAAGAUCAGCGGGAACGAUACCUGCCACGGCUUGCCACCGCUGAUCUGGUAGGUAGCUUUUGCUUAACCGAACCAAAUGCUGGCAGUGACAUCGGGAGGAUGGAGAGCAAGGCAAGAUACGAUUCGGAGACCAAGUCGUACGUUUUGAACGGAGCUAAAACGUGGAUAACUAACUCACCGGUUGCUGACGUGUUCGUUGUGUGGGCUAGGUGCGACGACAGCGUCGUCCGAGGAUUUUUAGUAGAUAGAGGCACAGCGGGUUUGUCAACCCCUGUCAUACCUGGAAAAAUGUCACUGAGGGCGUCCUGCACCGGAUCUGUAUACAUGGACAAUUGUAUAGUGCCUGAGGACAGUCUUUUGCCCGGCGUCUCGGGUAUGAGAGGUCCCUUUGGCUGUUUAAACCACGCCCGUUACGGAAUCGCGUGGGGCGCUUUCGGGGCGGCUGAAGCGUGUUUGUCUGUUUCCCGAUCCUACUGUCUGGAUCGAAAACAAUUCGGCAAACCAUUGGCUGCUACUCAACUGAUCCAAAAAAAAUACGCCGAUAUGGUCACAGAAAUAUCUAUCGGCUUGUUGGCGUGUUUGCAAGUUGGCAGGUUAAAAGAACAAGGAUUAGAAACACCGGAAAUGAUAUCGUUGAUUAAAAGAAACUCUACUGGUAAAGCGUUGGACAUUGCGAGGUGGGCGAGGGAUACGCUCGGUGGAAACGGCAUUAGCGACGAGUACCACGUGAUCAGACAUCUAAUAAAUUUGGAAACUGUAAACACCUACGAAGGCACCUACGACGUCCACGGUCUGGUAUUGGGCAGAGCGAUCACUGGUAUACAAGCUUUUAAAUAACUGCUGAAACUUUAACUUCGGAAAUACACACUUAUAAAAAAAAAAAAAUAUGCUGAUUCUAUGACUAAAACGAUACUGAGCAGCUAUAAACUUCAUAAAUCCAUUCACCAUUGUCGCUAUCGGCUUAUGAUUAUUACAUAAACUACAUGGCGGAUGUAUACUGACAGUCUUAAUGUCUUUUGAUUUUGUGCGUCUUAUAGUACGUAUACGUCGUAUACCUUUGUUAAUAAUAUAUAUGUGCAUUAUGUGUAAUAAAAUAUUUUUAUCUUUAA